AUGGCAUCAUGUAAUGAUUCUAAUGGUGGUGAUAACUUGUCUGAGUGGGCCUACAAACUAGUAUCAGAAGCAGUGAAUGAGCUUAGAGGGUUACAUUCAUCUGUUAAUAUAAAGCCAACAAUAUUAGUUCUGGACUACGAGGUGCAGAUGCUUCCUUGGGAGAAGUUACCAAUCCUUAGAAACCAGGAGGUGUAUCGCAUGCCCUCUGUUGCGAGCAUUUUGGCAACAGCCAAUAGAAACUACCAGAAUCAAGAUCAACUUCAGAGUAUACCGACCCCCUUAUUUCCUUGGAUUGAUCCCUUGGAUGCCUUUUAUCUUCUGAAUCCCAGUGGUGAUCUAAAUUAUACGCAAAAUGAAUUUGAGACAUGGUUCAGAGAUCAAAACUUGGAGGGGAAGGCUGGAUGUGCACCUCCUGCUGAAGAAUUGGCAGUAGCGUUGAAAAGCCAUGAUCUAUUUAUGUAUUUUGGCCAUGGAUGUGGGACACAAUAUAUUCCUAGACGUGAGAUUCAGAAACUGGAACGCUGUGCCGCAACUCUCCUGAUGGGAUGUAGUAGUGGUUCUCUGAAACUGAAUGGAUGUUAUGUUCCACAAGGUACUCCAUUAUCCUAUUUGCUGGCCGGUUCUCCUGUCAAUGUCGCCAAUUUGUGGGAUGUGACGGACAGGGAUAUUGACCGAUUUGCAAAGUCCAUGCUUGAUUCUUGGUUGAAAGCAAGGUCUAGUCCCUGUGUUGGUUGUGCCCAAUGCAACAAAAACCUGUCUUGUGAGCAUAGGCCGACGGUUGGAUCAUUCAUGAGUGAAGCACGUAAAACUUGCCAGUUACCUUUCCUGAUUGGAGCAGCCCCUGUAUGCUAUGGUGUCCCAACUGGCAUAUGGAAAAAAGAGUUAUAG
Fragaria vesca subsp. vesca is the source of this 888-nucleotide messenger RNA. Its product is annotated as separin-like. Lineage: Eukaryota; Viridiplantae; Streptophyta; Magnoliopsida; Rosales; Rosaceae. The transcript is spliced from 4 exons. Gene Ontology annotation, cellular component: cytoplasm; nucleus; centrosome. The record is from RefSeq and is a predicted model, not a curated record. The coding region runs from base 1 to 888 and encodes 295 amino acids. Gene Ontology annotation, biological process: meiotic chromosome separation; proteolysis. Gene Ontology annotation, molecular function: cysteine-type endopeptidase activity.